Aricia agestis (brown argus) is the source of this 2298-nucleotide messenger RNA. It is a transcript of the gene Exo70, whose product is annotated as exocyst complex component 7. The record is from RefSeq and is a predicted model, not a curated record. Gene Ontology annotation, cellular component: exocyst. Lineage: Eukaryota; Metazoa; Arthropoda; Insecta; Lepidoptera; Lycaenidae. The transcript is spliced from 18 exons. The coding region runs from base 160 to 2172 and encodes 670 amino acids. Gene Ontology annotation, molecular function: phosphatidylinositol-4,5-bisphosphate binding. Gene Ontology annotation, biological process: exocytosis.
CGUACCUACCGUACAUUUUCCUUGAAAUAUUAUGUUGGUUUUAAUGUAAUAAAUAUUAAAAUUAUUUCAGUACCAUCUGAAACUUUAUAUACGUGAGCCCAAUUAUUACAUAUUGGAUCUUUUACUGUUGUAAAAAAUCUUAGGACAGAAACCAUAAUCAUGUAUGCAGUAGAAAAGAAAUUUGAAAUAGAAAUGAAGCUAAAAAAGGAAAUGACCAACAUACAAGAACUGAAGGCGGCAGCAAAACGUAGCUCAACUCUGGCUAGCGAUGUGUGUAAUGUUCUGGGUGCCUGUGAGCAACGGCUUCAGCAGUUGGAGACCGCUGUCCUACCUCUGUAUGGAGAUACAGCGAGGUUACAACAGAUACAUCAAAACAUGGAAAAGACUGUGACUGCUCUGGACCAUGUAAUCAACUACUACAUGGUCUCACGAGAACUGGCAGACCUCAUACAGGGUGGACCUCACACCGCCUCAACGGAAUCAUUAAAUGUUUAUUUAGAGGCACUAGAUAAACUGGCUGAAGCACAGAAUUACUUCAACAAGAACAACCCACAGAGUGUUGAAUUGGAGAAUAUUAACCAACUCUACAACACUGGAGUGCUAAAGCUGGAGAGUGCAUUUGAGGAUCUCCUCAACCGAAACACUCGGCCCGUCUCACCGACCUCACUUAUGGACAUGAUUGCUUUGGAAGAAGACUCUAGCGUGGACAGCGUGAGUGUGAGCAACAGUAACUCAUCCAGCACCGCGUUGGAGACGAUGCGGGCGGCGGCGACGUGGCUCAGCGACGCCGGCCGCCCGCCCGCUGGCCCGCUGUUGGCCAUCCGGGCGCCAGCAGCACUGAACUCGCUCGUGGCCUUCAGGGACUAUCUCAAGUCCCGCUCCAUGGCUGCGUCGCCGUUGAUGAGAUCUAAAAACAUGCUCAAUCGUAGUGACAGCACUCAAAGGAGGACCAGUAAAAUACAAAAAGUGUUGGAGAAGCGGGCAAUCAACAUAAUGAUGAAGGCGUCUCAGACUCUGGAGCAGUCGACGGGUCUUGCGAUCGGUCCUCGACGCUCUAUCAACGACUCCAGCGGGGAGGAAGGCGGUGACGAGGAGGCGGAGGCGGCGGGCACGCUAGCGGCGGCGCUGUGCCGGCUGGCGCGGCGCGAGCAGCGGCACGCGCUCGGCCUGGUGCCGCUGCCGCGCCUGCCCGCGCUGCUCGCCGCCAUGACGCGGGAGCCGCUGGCGUUACUCGCGGCAGAGGUGGAGCGGGCGUGCGGGCGUUCGCGUCGCGCGGCGGCGAAGUGCGGCGCAGGGGCGGCGGCGUGCUGGGCGCUGCUGUCGCGCCUGCAGCGGCUGCAGCCGGACGUGGCGCGCGCUCUGCAGCCCGCCUCGCCCGCGCCCUACACGCAGCUGCUCAACACCGCCCAGCACAACUGCGUCCGCUCGCUGGAGGAGUGGGUGAGCGGCGUGCGCGGCGACGGCGAGGCGGGCGCCGUGGACGGCACCGUGCACCAGCUCGCCGCCAGCGCGCUUGCCUACUGCCACGCCCUCGCGCACCACGCCCACGUCAUCGGGCCGGCGCUGGCGGCAGAGCCUUCGUACGCGCGCGCCGCUAGCCAGUUUCCAAACGUGCAGGACAAAAACGCCUUGAUGCUUUCUUUGUAUAUGCGCAAAGUGCUGGCCCAACUGAACCUGUCGUUGCGCAGCAAGAGCGAGCAAUACCCGGACGCUCUAAAGGCGAUAUUCCUGCUCAACAAUACGCUCUACUUACUGCAGGGUCUGCAGCGCAGCUCUCUGCUCGACGUGCUGUGUCUUUCGGAGCCGGAGUGCGAGGCCACAUACCGCAACAUGAUCGACGACUACAAGACAGCAUAUCUACAGAGCUGGAACAAGCUGCUGUCUCACCUGACGCUGGAGGAGCAGCUGCCGGCCAAGCUGCGCGACAAGGACAGACAGAUGCUCAAGGACAAGUUCUCGGCGUUUAACCGCGAGUGGGAGGAGGCGUGCCGCGCCCAACGCGGGUACAGCGUGCCCGACGCGGAACUCCGCGAGGCCCUGAAACAGGACAACAAGCAGGCGCUACUGCCGCGGUACACCGCGCUCCACGACACAGAUACGCGCUCGCGCCCUUCUCCAAGCACCCCGAGAAGUAUGUCAAGUACACGCCAGUGCAAAUUGCAACUCAACUAAACGGCUUUUUUGACGAAGCAGCCUAGAUAUUAUUAUGAUGAGUAUUUUAUUAAUAGUAUAACUAUUUAUUCCAUUUUAGAUCAUAGGUGCUCUGUAUGCAAUAAAUUAUAUUUUUAUUAUCACAAA